Lathyrus sativus (Indian pea) is the source of this 1263-nucleotide messenger RNA. The record is from the annotation of a GenBank genome assembly. NCBI's taxonomy places the organism in Eukaryota, Viridiplantae, Streptophyta, Magnoliopsida, Fabales, Fabaceae.
AUGAAAGCGAUUUUCUGUGGAAAUUUUGAAUAUGAUUGCCGGGAAUCUGAGCUGGAGCGGCUUUUUAGAAGAUAUGGCAAGGUUGAUAGGGUGGAUAUGAAGGCUGGAUUUGCUUUUAUUUAUAUGGAAGAUGAGAGAGAUGCUGAUGCUGCAAUUCGUGCUCUCGAUCGGAUAGAAUUUGGUCGGAAGGGGCGUAGACUCCGUGUAGAAUGGACAAAGCAAGAACGUGGCAUUCGAAGGCCUGCUGAGCGCUCAAAAAGAUCUUCGGCUAAUGCGAGACCAUCAAAGACCCUAUUUGUAAUUAAUUUUGAUACAAACCAUACCAGAACAAGGGACUUGGAGAGGCACUUUGAGCCAUAUGGUAAGAUAGUCAGUGUGAGGAUCAGGAGGAAUUUUGCAUUUGUUCAGUAUGAAUCAGAAGAUGAUGCUUCCAAAGCCCUGGAAGCUACAAAUAUGAGCAAGUUGUUGGAUCGGGUUAUUUCAGUUGAAUUUGCUACUAAAGACGACGAUGUCAGGCGAAAUGGACAUAGCCCGGAGAGAGGCCGUGAUCGUCAGCGUGACAGAAGCCUUGAUGGAAGGCGAUCACCCAGUCCUUAUCGUAGAGAAAGGGGUAGUCCUGAUUAUGGCCAUGGGUCUAGUCCAUAUAAGAGGCAGAGGAGCAGCCCUGAUUAUGGGCGUGGCAACAGCCGUAGUAGAAGCCCCUAUCGAAGAGAGCGAGGUAGCCCUGCUUACGGGCGUCGAAGCAUUAGUCCUUACAGAAGAGAGAGGGAUGAUUCUGUGCCUGUUCAUGUCAACAGCCGCAGUCCUUAUCACAAAGAGCGGGGGAGAACCAACCGGUCUCCCUCCCAUAGUCUCGAAGAAGGAGAGACUCGAAAAGGUCAUGGAUCUGACCUCAGUCCAGAAGAAGGAGAGAGGACAGACCCUAAAAAAGGUCAUAGGUUUGGCCAUAGUCCUGAAGAGGGAGAGAGGAUAGACCCUAGAAAAGGUCAUGAAUCUGACCAUAGUCCUUAUGUUGCUGUGAAGGGUAGCCCUGAAAAUGGCCAUUACCAGAGGCACAGUCCUGACACAAUACGGAAACCCAGCCCUUACAAUGAUUCUAGAGGGAGUCCAAGGCCUGAUGCGAAAGGGAACCCCAGCCCAUUCAAUGAUUAUGGAGGGAGCCCAAAUACUAUGCCUGAACCCAGAGAUAGUCCCAACUAUGGUGGCCCUGAAAGUCCCAUGCAUGAACAAAGCCAGAGCCAGUCACCCCCUGCAGAAGAAUGA